Molecule: messenger RNA, 886 nt
Organism: Zerene cesonia (dogface butterfly)
Lineage: Eukaryota; Metazoa; Arthropoda; Insecta; Lepidoptera; Pieridae
Product: protein obstructor-E-like
Exons: 6
Coding region: 121-822 (233 amino acids)
Cellular component (GO): extracellular region
Molecular function (GO): chitin binding
Source: RefSeq, a predicted model, not a curated record
CAUGCGUCGUUCACGGCUCUCGUUACUUACUUGGCAAUACAGAGCAACCUUUCAGGGGAGUCGCACGUGUACUUUCAUUUAAAAACUUAUUUUUAAUUUAGUAUAAGUUUGUUAAUCAAAAUGAAAAUUUUAAUUCUUUUCGGUUUCGCUGUUUGCUUUGUUGCCGGCCAGGACUUCGACUGUCCAGAGAAGAGUGGCUUCUACGCUGAUCCCUACCAGUGUGACCUUUAUUAUAAAUGUACCAAAGGGAAGGCGGAAGCGAGGUUGUGCCCCGAUGGUCUGGUAUUCGCUGAUGAAAACCCAAACAAAGAAUUGUGUGACAUCCCCUCCAAUGUAGAUUGCGGUGACAGAAAGGAAUUGCAGGAGCCAAAGCCCUCCAAAGGAUGUCCGCGCCAAAACGGCUAUUUCAAACACCCCGACCCGCAAGCCUGCGACAAAUUCUACUUCUGCUCCGACGGUAUUCCCAACGAACACCCAUGCCCACCUGGUCUUUUCUUCGACGAGGAGACUUCCAACUGUGACUGGAAAGACGUUGUACAGAGACAAUGCGACAAAGUCACUAAAGGUAAAACAUGCCCCGACGGUGAAGUGCAAGGCCCCAACGGCCGCGCUCUCCCCCACCCCACCUUCCCCCACCCAGAGGACUGCCAGAAAUUCUACAUCUGUCGUAAUGGAGUGCAGCCACAGAAAGGCAGCUGCCCUUCAGGCAAAGUAUACAAUGAGGAUACGUUCAUGUGCGACGACGCGGAGAAAGUGCCUGGAUGUGAAAACUACUAUGAAGGCCAGCCAUUAGAAAAGAACAAACUGCCGAAGAAAGCGUAAUUCGUAGUCGUUAAGAACGUCCUAUUAAGUAUAUUUAGAAUUUAAAUUAAAUAAAUAAUAACAA